ACCGGUACACCGGUCGCCGGAGCGGGCGGCGGCUGCGCGUCGCCGUCCCGAGAUGGCGCCGCGCUCGUCGGUGCCGUUGCCGGUCCGUCGCGUCGCUCCAGUCGCGGUGCGUCGUCCCGUGCUCCGAGCGGCGUGCCGAGCGGUCGAUGCCAACUGCUGGAGACGCUGACCAGGGAGUUCGUGUCAGCACACCGGUAUGGCGGGUGGCCGACAGAAGCAGAGCUGGACCGGCCGGCGCCGAUCCCCUCCCGACUGCCGACCCCCACCUCCUCCCACCCGGGUCGAGUUCGAGCUGAGCGACGCCCUGCCGACGGCCGUCUUCGACGGACCGUCGGGCGCCCUCAACGGUCCGCCCGCCGUCCAGGUGCCCAUCCUUGACAAAACCAGCACUACGCGGCUAAGCGAUUCGCACCUUUACAACUGUGUGAAGGAUCGUAAGCACGUCAAGACGACGUGUCAGGGUCGGAUCUACAACUUCCUCGAGAGGCCGACCGGCUGGAAGUGCUUCAUAUACCAUUUCUCUGUUUUCAUGGCUGUUGUCAUAUGUCUCAUCUUCAGUGUCUUGUCCACAAUCGAUCAAUAUCAAGAGUUUGCUGAUGGUACCCUGUUUUGGAUGGAGCUAGUGUUGGUGACGUUUUUUGGUGUGGAAUAUUUCGUUCGACUGUGGUCGGCGGGCUGCCGAAGUAAAUACCGGGGCUUUCUCGGUCGAAUUCGGUUCGCAAGAAAACCCAUCUCCAUUAUCGAUCUGAUAGUGGUGGUGGCGUCGAUCGUGGUGCUCUCGGUGGGCUCCAACGGUCAGGUGUUCGCCACCUCCGCCAUCCGCGGUAUCCGCUUCCUGCAGAUCCUGCGCAUGCUGCACGUGGACCGGCAGGGCGGCACGUGGCGACUUCUCGGCUCCGUCGUGUUCAUACACAGACAGGAGCUCAUCACCACUCUGUACAUUGGCUUUUUGGGUCUCAUCUUCUCAUCGUACUUUAUGUUUCUGGCGGAGAAGGAUGCCGUGGACAAGGACGGAAAAAUGUCUGACUUCAACAGCUACGCAGACGCCCUCUGGUGGGGAGUGAUAACAGUGACAACAAUAGGGUACGGCGACACAGUGCCUAAGACGUGGCUGGGCAAAAUGGUGGCAUCCUGCUUCUCAGUGUUUGCCAUCAGCUUCUUCGCACUACCAGCGGGUAUCCUGGGCUCGGGGUUCGCGCUCAAGGUGCAGCAGAAGCAGCGGCAGAAGCACUUCAACCGGCAGAUCCCGGCGGCGGCUCAGCUGAUCCAGUGUCUGUGGCGCUGCUACGCGGCCGACCGCGAGUUCUUCGCCACCUGGAGGAUCCACCUAAAGGAGAGCCCCGCUGUGGCAGUGUCCACACUCGGCAAGGUCAACGCCCUGGUGGCGAAAAAGGCCAGUGUUCUGAAGCGACGCAAGUCGCGGACCCAGAUCGAGAAGGGCUGUCUGGAGGUGGGUCGAAGAGACAGCGACAACGACGUAGUCUUCUACGACGAAGAGGCCCGACAAACUGGUGCGGCGGGGUCGGGCACUCCCAACAAGUGCCGCCGCGAGGGCCGGAGCCCGGCACUCCAAAGCCAGACGAGCUCCAACACAGAGGUGGCCUCGGACGAGGUGGACAUCGACAUAGAGGAGCCGCAGGGCCUCACCAGUCUGACGGAAGCGCACAAAAACGCCAUCCGAGCAAUACGAAAGAUCAAAUAUUUCGUGGCGCGCCGGAAGUUCCAGCAGGCGCGGAAGCCGUACGACGUUCGUGACGUCAUAGAACAGUACAGCCAGGGCCAUCUCAACAUGAUGGUUCGCAUCAAGGAGCUGCAGCGCCGGCUGGACCAGACGCUGGGGAAGCCGGGCAGCUACAUCUCCAGCCUGGACAGGAACGGCGGCCUGAAGCCGAUGACGAUAGGCGCCAGGAUCUACCGUGUCGAACAGCAGCUGCUGAUGAUGGACAAGAAGCUGGACCACCUGGUGUCAACACUAACAGCGGUGGCUCAGCGGCAGGCGGCUUCCUCUCCCAACAGUCGGCCGGCGGUGGAGGAGAGCGUCUGAUGUCCGCCAGAACAGCGCCACGUGACCUAGUGUGACCUGACCCACCUGACCUGAGCGCCCUGACCUCGGCGCGACGCCACCCGACGACCGCACAGCCCACCGGCGCCGGACAGUUUUCCGGCCUCGAUUGUUUCUGUUUGGGGUGUGUGAUGUGCGCGCGGGGUCUGUUUAUGGGUGUGCAAUGUGACCCGGCCGCGUUCCUGGGGGCGAUUUGUGACACCCGACGUCGAUGUCGUCCGCUCGGCUGGCUAGGGACCGAGCAUGGUACGUACAGCUUUAGUGUGAGUGAGUCCAGUGACCGGCCCCCGAGGCCCGGCGCUGGCGGUGCGAGAGUGAACGCGACGUUACCGAGCUGUGCAUGGUAAUGGUGCCACGGCCAGGGGAAUUUACUAAGCCCAGCUCCUGUAAGUAUAUGCAUAUUGCAUAUCUGGCUUUGCAGACACACGCAUAUGAUCUACAACUUUGUUCACAUGCUUAGGUAUAUGAGUUUACCUAUCAAUUAUUGCAUUUAAUACUAAAAGGUUAAGGCGUAAAAGCACAUAUUCCGAUCUCCAAUGCCUGUAAAAGCUUCCUAAGUUCCUGCAAAGAACAGACAAUUUGUCCCUUAUUAGCAUUUACACUAAUAUUUAAAAAAUGAUAGCGUCGAUUGAUAGCAGAUUUCAAAAUGAAAUGAAUGCACAAAGGAAGCUUUAUUGUUGCAAAAUCUUAGCUAUAGCUCAGCAUUUGCGAAAUAUUGGGCAUAGUUUUUUAACUUAGAAUAAAGACAACGUAUCUUUUACUUCAAUAUCCGAGUUUAUCUUCAUCUCAAUGAUUGAGCAGUACCGAUGGUUGUUGCCAACACACCAGACUUGAUCCAUUUUCAUUUAAAAAAACGCAUGUUUCUUAACUCACCUGAAAUCUGAAGCACUUACUUCCCAUAAGUUCCAUUUUCAUGCAAAUAGUUUGGGUGUGAAAUCUCCUUCCCAGCUCCACCUAGCGUACUUUGACUGAAAAGGGUUUAGCAGAACUUAACCUACUUAAGAGCGAAUGGAGCAAUACAUUUCCUACACGCAUCCAGGGUGAUCAUUUAAAUGCGUCAGUAAUUGUCAGCAUGUUUGCAUAGUUUUCAUUAGUCUUUUGGUAGAUCAAUAAUAGGAAAACUUAUUAGCCGAAGCUAAACCUUCGCUGAGUAGGUAUAGUAUCGAUGAUGAUACCGGCUCCGUUUUGAGUGACACCAACCCGAUGUUCAUACUAAGUGGCUUCACUCGCCCUGUAGGGCCCGUUCCUAGCCCUACAAUCCCGGCGGGCGGUGACGGCACUUGCCGUGAAACGAGGUGACAUUCUAUGUGCCCUCACCAGUCAGGUGAAACGUUCGGUGUGACGGUCCCACCUAAAGCGCUAUGUGUCGGUCCCACCUAGAGCGCGGAGUGACGGUUUCACCUAUAGCGCUGCGUGACGGUCCCACCUAGAGCGCUAUAUGACGGUCUCACCCAGGGUGCUAUGUGACGGUGUCACUAGGAUACACUGCGCCGCCCCCACCAAGCGUAGCGAGCGGUGUUCGAGAGAAGCACACUCGGACUGUAGGCAAACGGGCGUAGGUGGCGGAGGGGUCACUGCAGUGCUGAGAGUAUGUCGGGCGCGAGUGAUACGGCUCUGUCUCAGCCAUCAGCGGUCUCGAGUCGAAGUACAAACCGGGCUAGGUGCGUUCUGAGCGUCUGUGAAAGAGAUAGUCGCCGCGAGUGGUCAGUCAACUCCGGGCUAUACUUAAAAGUGUACUACGAUAUUGCACGAUGAUAUUCUAGAUACCUAGUCCCGUGGCUGCUGUUUGUGAUACCUUGUUUAUGUGUUUUUGCACCCAAGCCUUAACCCACGUUGUUUCCUGUGUGUAAGUGAAUGUUUCGCCGUGCGUGAGAUAUUUUAAGAGUGACGUAUUGAAUGCGAUUUUUCAUAAUCGAUAGACGAAGAUCGGUGGAAGAAGAUUUACUUCAGGAUUACAAAUGUUUUAGUGCUGAUUAGAAACAUGUGGAUACGCUCGGGCAGGUGUUGUGCAGUGACUGUUUCCCGACUGGCUCCGAGGUGAUACACGGCAUUCUGUUCUGUUGUGAACAUAGUUGUAUAGACAGUUCUGCAAACUGUUGCUUCUCACUCGGCUAGCAAUCUGAAAGUUUUAAGUCCCUUCGUCAAAAAGUCAUCCUGUUCCGUACUGGAGGUGCUUUGAUACUCGUCUUUUAUUUAGACUCAUCUGUUAGUUGUGUGGCUUUUUCUUUGGCAAACCGAUAACGAAUUAUGUAUUUUUAAGGUUGAGAUUGUUUGAAACAAGUGGGAACUCCGAUAUUUCCUAAUUUGUUGUUUCGAGUUCCUGAGCUUGAAGGCUUCUCAAACCACCUCCACUUCUGAGUGCCAGCCGCCCCGCUGUACAGCCGUCCCCUCUCACAAUUGAUGAGCUGGCUAGGAGUGCUGUGGGUGUCGGCAGAGCGAGCUUACCAUGGCCACAACGAGCGGUCGGCCCUCCUACCUUGCCUCUCCUCCGGGCACUGCUCCUCCGGCGCGGCGGCCGGCGCACCCACUACCCGACCCCGCCGGGACACAGCGCGCGGGCGGCGGACAACCAGCAAUACGGUUAGCGUUAGUGCCCUUCACUGCAGCCUUUCGCCGUAUUUUUGCAUCCUCGUUGUCUGUUGAGGGUGUCGGGUGUUGGCGGAUGGUGUGCGCGGCUGUUUGUUACCGCCCCGCUGACUGGCGAGUGUGGUGACCGAGUCUGUGAUGCCGCCGGGCUCCGUGGGCUCGGCAGUGCACCGGGCGCCCCUCCCCCUCCUCCCGUCCCCCGGGCCGUGACCGGUCCCGCUCACACGGCCCCUUCUCCCCUUCCUCCCUCCCUCCCUCCUACCGACCGGCUUCAGGACAUGAACGCCUUCUGAAUACAUCUCUCUUCCACAAAUA
This is a messenger RNA of Amphibalanus amphitrite, 4963 nucleotides long. RefSeq names its product potassium voltage-gated channel subfamily KQT member 1-like. Gene Ontology annotation, biological process: potassium ion transport; transmembrane transport. Gene Ontology annotation, molecular function: voltage-gated potassium channel activity. The record is from RefSeq and is a predicted model, not a curated record. The transcript has 14 exons. Bases 197 to 2044 code for a protein of 615 amino acids. Lineage: Eukaryota; Metazoa; Arthropoda; Thecostraca; Balanomorpha; Balanidae. Gene Ontology annotation, cellular component: membrane.